CCUGAUAGACAUGAUCCUUCAUUUGAACUGAACUGUUGAUGACAAUUAUUCACCUCCAGAAAAUCCUUAUUUUUCCUUCAAUUUUCAGACCAUGUAAAUCGGACGUUGUGCUCAAUAUCGAGAAUAACCAAAUCGAUGAUAAUUUCUGCAAUCAAUUCGCUUUCUUUGUGACCAUCGGACAAUGCGUUGGUUUAAUGCCCGUGAAAAAAGUCGACAAAAACGGCAGAUAUGAUUUCCCCUUUGAAUGGUACUCAAUCAGAAUCAUAUAUUCCAUAGUAAACGUUCUGAGCAGUUUUGUACUUGGCGUUUUCUGCAUCAUCGACUUUUCUGUUCAUGGUUUUCAGUUAGAUAGAACAGGGACUCUAAUGUUUUAUGUUAUGAAUUUUUUUGGUGCUCUUACAUUUAUAAAUAUUUCGCGGUAUUGGAGUUAUAUCAUGGAUGAAUGGACGCAGACGGAAAUUAUUCUGAAAUGCUAUAAAGAAGUGAAAAAUUUCCGAAGAAGACUCGUAAUUACUUCUGCUGUUGUCAUCAUUUUAGCUACAGCCGAACAUUUGCUAUUCAUUCUGAACGAUAUUUCGAAAACUUCAGUUUGUAGACGAGUGGACAAUAAUAGAAUAGAAGAAUAUUUUAAUGUUGCACAUCCACAAGUUUUCCGAUUAGUUACAUUUUCUUAUUGGUCUGCUUUCUUGGUGAAGUUGGCCAACAUAAUAUCUACUGUAACUUGGAAUUAUACAGAUUCAUUUAUUAUACUGAUCAGCUGUGGUUUGGCUGUGAGAUUCAAACAAAUAGCUGAGGCAAUCCAAAAAAAGAAUUUUCAGGAUACUGACGACAAAUAUUGGAGAGAAACAAGGGAAGAUUUCAACAGGUUGUAUCAAUUGUGCACAGUUGUGGAUAAACAUAUAUCGUUAUUGGUAACUGUUUCAUUCACAAACAAUAUAUUUUUCAUUUGUAUUCAGCUCUACAACAGCUUGAAAGAUCGCAAAGGAUUCAUUGAAAAGGCUUACUAUUUUUACUCUUUCGCAUUUCUCUUAUUAAGAACAGCUUCCAUAACGUUAUAUGGUGCUUGGGUGAACGAUGAGAGCAGAAAACCCAUAGAUAGAUUACAUUCAGUCCCACAUAAGCAGUAUAAUAUCGAAGUGAGUAGAUUCAUCGACCAAAUCAGUUCUAUACCAAUUGGAAUAACUGGAUCGAAACUAUUUAUCGUCACUAGAGGAUUUCUUUUAAAAAUAAUCGGAACCAUUAUAACAAUGGAGCUGAUGUUACUUCAGUUUGGCCCUCUAGUCAAAGAUGAUAAAAUUAAGAGCUUUAACAUAUCAAAUUGUUGGAACUAUCCUUACUUUCGAGCUUAUGCUUUUGGAAUUUGGGGCUCUGGUAAAACAAGAGGAAUGUAUCAAUUCUCUCAACAAGUGCCAUUGAGUUUUCAUAUCGACUUGUUCGAAAUGCUAUUGGAAAACGUGGACAUACCUGUCGAAAAUAUUUCCACCAUUCACCCCAUAGGGCAUGAUUAUUUCCGAGAAGGUAACAUGAAAAUGGGUGGUACUAAUGUCCAAAAAGAGAAGAAGUAUUAUACCACGAAUGAUUGCUUGAGGGUUCUCCUGGUAAUAUGCCAGUUUUUUGGUGUUUUUCCGAUUCACAACGCUUUCGAUUCAGACAACAACGCUGUUUUCAAAUGGUCUUGGAAAGUUAUAUACACCAUAUUUUUGGCUCUUUGCUUUUUCGUGUACAGCAUUUUAUCUUUUGUCAAAGCUCUGCAGGAAGAGGGAAUUUUCUUGUACCAAAUGAUUACACCUUUAUACAAUUUAUGCAUCUGCCUUAUCUUACUGACUUUCAUACAAAUAGCAAGAGAUUGGCAAACAUUCUCCAAAUUAGUUUCAAAGGUGGAAAACGAAUUUUCGGCAAAAUAUGACAGUGGACCAGUAUUACCAAGAAAGAUUUACUUCAUCAGUUGUAUUUUGCUUUUAGCUGCUUUCGUUGAACAUGCUUUAUCCAUAGCAUUUAUGGUGCUAUCAAAAAAUUGUGAUAACACUUCAACUGGAUGGGAAUAUUACCUUAAAAAACAUUUUCACUAUGUAUAUCAUUACAUUGAUUUCAAUCUUGCCAUUGGAUUGAUAUGUGCUGUCCAAAGCUGGAUGGGUGCAUUCAUUUGGAAUUUUUGCGAUGUUUUCAUCGUUGUUAUUAGCAUAAUUAUGACGGAAAGAUUUCAUCAGAUCACUAUGAGGGUGAAGAAAUAUUUAGUGAAUCAGGGAUUGAUGUUUCACUCGAGAUUGAACAGUAGGAGAAUUGCGAAACUUUUCGUAACUGAUAGUAUCAAAAGUGAAAUACAAUUUUGGAGUGAGGUGCACGUAGACUAUGAUAAAAUGUGUAAUAUUAUUCACCUCCUGGAUGAAAUACUUUCCAAUCUGCUUCUAGUUUCCUACAGCACCAAUUUGAUUUUCAUUCUAAUUCGUUUGUUCGUCAGUUUGAGGCAAAUGUCAAGUAAUGUGGAAAUAGUUUAUUUUUACUCAUCUUUCGCCUGUGUUAUAUCUCGUACAAUUUUGGUGUCGAUUUUUGGAGGUUUGCUGAACGACGAGACCAAAUCUUUGGUACCUUACCUUAACACAGCUUCUACACAGGAAUACAAUGAUCAUAUGCUGAGAUUGUUGCAGCAAAUAAAUUUUUCGAAUAAUGCACUAACAGGUCAUAACUUCUUUAGAGUCACCAAAGGCUCUGUACUCAAUGUCGCAGCAGCUAUUAUAACAUAUGAGCUAGUGCUCAUUCAGUUCAAUCAACAUUCUUUAGAGAAAAUGGCGUAUGUUGAGAACAGCACCAUCUGUUUCUAAAAUUUGAAAUUUCCUUCCUAUAUAUUGAAAAGUAUGAAGAUUAUUUAUUUUUGAGUCAAUAAA
Messenger RNA from Coccinella septempunctata (seven-spotted ladybird), 2882 nucleotides. RefSeq lists its product as uncharacterized. The record is from RefSeq and is a predicted model, not a curated record. Gene Ontology annotation, molecular function: taste receptor activity. Lineage: Eukaryota; Metazoa; Arthropoda; Insecta; Coleoptera; Coccinellidae. The coding region runs from base 39 to 2819 and encodes 926 amino acids. Gene Ontology annotation, cellular component: membrane. Gene Ontology annotation, biological process: sensory perception of chemical stimulus; detection of chemical stimulus involved in sensory perception of taste. The transcript is spliced from 17 exons.